AUGAACAGAAUUCCCGUUUGCGAGGUGAUCUACCAGCGUCCGUUGGCCGACAACGAUGUGUCGCCGUCCUCCGUGUUUCGACCGCUGACCGGCGACGAGUGCUCCGCCGUGUUGACAGACGUGCGGCUGCAGGCGCCGUUGACCGACUGCGGCCCGUCCGCGUGGUUUGAUGGGACGGACCGCUCGCUGGUGUUUGUUCUCGGCGAAGCGGACUGCGUGGUGGACAGGGGCUUGGAAUCGGUGGUGGCCGGCAUGCGACCGGGCGAGCUCCGGGAGUUUUGCUUGGGCGAUGGGCGCGAUGGCCGCGUUACCGGCCGCGUCCGGCUGUCGGCCGUGCGGAAGGCUGCUGGCGGGGCCGGCUGGAGCGGUGAUGACAGGCUGAAACUGACGGAGGCGGCCAGGCACAAGGACGUGGGAAACCGUCUGUACGGACAGGGCCGAUUCGCGGACGCGUUUCACCGGUUCAACCGGGCGGCUAGGGCGGUGCUGUUCGUCCGGAAUGUGGACGCUGUCCGCGGCGACCGGGACGCCAUGUACGCGGUCGUGUGCAACAACAUGGCCGCCUGCCAGCUACGGCUGGCCAACUACGAGCACGCCUACCAGCUGUCCGGCAAGGCGCUGGCCGUCGACCCGAGCAACGUCAAGGCGCUGGUCCGCCGGUGCCAGGCGUCCGCCGAGCUCCGCAUGUUCGACGGCGCCCUGGUCGAUGCUGUCCGUGCCCUGGACAUCGAACCCGGCAACGCGGUGGCCGAACGAUACCGGGACGUGGCCGCGCGCGGUGUGGACGCUCAGAACGCCCGUUACGGCGACAUGGUCAAGAAGAUGUUUGCCUGA
Molecule: messenger RNA, 834 nt
Organism: Myzus persicae (green peach aphid)
Lineage: Eukaryota; Metazoa; Arthropoda; Insecta; Hemiptera; Aphididae
Product: peptidyl-prolyl cis-trans isomerase FKBP65-like
Exons: 1
Coding region: 1-834 (277 amino acids)
Molecular function (GO): protein binding
Source: RefSeq, a predicted model, not a curated record